GACCUUCUCCAGCCCAUUCGCAUCCACAUCCACAUCCACAUCCGCCACCAUGGCCGGCCCCAGCAAGUCUUUGAUCCUCGACCCGGCCCUCCAGAAAUACUACGACCUCACCGCCAACCGGUACAAGUACUUCCGGUGGACGCCGCGCCAUGCCUGGUUCUCUUUCCUGUACAUGGCUCUGAUCCCGGGGGCGUUGGGCUAUGUGGCUUAUAACACUGAUGGCAAAUACGAUCUGCGCGGAAAGCGGAAGGGAGAUACGAUUGUGGAGUGGUAGAGGGUGAAAUGAUUUGGUGGGAAGAGAUAGAAGGGCAGAAGGAUGGGGGUUGGGUUGUAUCUAUUAUACCGC
Aspergillus aculeatus ATCC 16872 is the source of this 346-nucleotide messenger RNA. RefSeq lists its product as uncharacterized. Bases 50 to 274 code for a protein of 74 amino acids. The record is from RefSeq and is a predicted model, not a curated record. Gene Ontology annotation, cellular component: mitochondrion. Lineage: Eukaryota; Fungi; Ascomycota; Eurotiomycetes; Eurotiales; Aspergillaceae. The transcript has 4 exons.